Syngnathoides biaculeatus (alligator pipefish) is the source of this 1710-nucleotide messenger RNA. RefSeq names its product gamma-aminobutyric acid receptor subunit beta-2. Gene Ontology annotation, molecular function: GABA-A receptor activity; neurotransmitter receptor activity; extracellular ligand-gated monoatomic ion channel activity. Gene Ontology annotation, cellular component: GABA-A receptor complex; synapse; neuron projection. The coding region runs from base 1 to 1578 and encodes 525 amino acids. The transcript is spliced from 10 exons. Lineage: Eukaryota; Metazoa; Chordata; Actinopteri; Syngnathiformes; Syngnathidae. Gene Ontology annotation, biological process: regulation of membrane potential; nervous system process; chemical synaptic transmission. The record is from RefSeq and is a predicted model, not a curated record.
AUGGUCGUGUUAAGAAGAAGAAAAUGGUGGUUUUGUGUCGGGGUUUUCCCCCUCGUAGUAGCCGUGGUGUGCGCACAAAGCGUCGGCGUGAAUGAUCCCAGCAAUAUGCCUUUGGUUAAAGAAACGGUGGAUAGGCUGCUGAACGGUUAUGAUAUACGACUGAGGCCAGAUUUCGGAGGUGCACCAGUGGGAGUGGGCAUGAAUAUUGACAUCGCCAGCAUAGACAUGGUGUCAGAAGUCAACAUGGACUACACGCUGACGAUGUACUUCCAGCAGGCCUGGCGAGAUAAGCGCUUGUCGUAUUCAGAGAUUCCCCUCAACCUGACCUUAGAUAACCGCGUGGCCGACCAACUGUGGGUGCCUGACACCUACUUCCUCAAUGACAAGAAGUCUUUCGUCCACGGUGUCACUGUGAAAAACAGAAUGAUCCGACUGCACCCGGAUGGUACUGUGCUGUAUGGGCUCAGGAUUACCACAACUGCUGCUUGUAUGAUGGACCUCAGACGGUAUCCACUGGAUGAGCAAAACUGCACAUUGGAGAUUGAGAGUUACGGUUACACAACAGACGACAUUGAGUUCUACUGGCGAGGAGGCAACAAUGCUGUGACAGGUGUGGACAAGAUUGAGCUGCCACAGUUCUCCAUUGUCGAUCACAAGCUCAUCUCCAAGAACGUCGUCUUCUCGACAGGCGCUUACCCUCGCCUGUCCUUAAGUUUUAAACUUAAGAGAAACAUUGGAUACUUCAUCCUUCAAACAUACAUGCCUUCAAUCCUGAUCACCAUCCUCUCCUGGGUCUCCUUUUGGAUCAACUACGACGCGUCUGCUGCCAGAGUAGCUCUAGGUAUUACCACCGUGCUGACCAUGACUACGAUCAACACCCAUCUGAGAGAAACCCUCCCCAAAAUCCCCUAUGUUAAAGCUAUUGACAUGUACCUGAUGGGGUGCUUCGUCUUUGUCUUUCUGGCCCUACUGGAGUACGCACUUGUCAACUACAUCUUCUUUGGACGGGGCCCCCAGCGUCAGAAGAGGGCCGCUGAGAAGAUGGCGACAGCCAACAAUGAGAAGAUGAGAAUGGAUCCAAACAAAUGGCUGGUGGGCAAUGUCGUUGGCCGAGAUGACACCUUGUACGCGAGGAUGAAACAAAGGGAUCUCGACGGUCACGACUCAAUGUGGGAACCAAUCUUUAUGGACGAUGCGGCUAUCGGACUCACUGACCAAAAGAACAAGCAGAUGGACCCACAUGAAAACAUCUUGCUGAGUACUUUAGAUAUCAAGAACGACAUGGGAAUUUCGGAGCUGGCUUUGGGUCUCAACGACCCACGAAACACUAUGCUAACGUACGACAGCUCCACCCUGCAGUACCGCAAAGCAGGGCUUGCCCGCCACAACUUUGGCCGAAACACGCUUGAGCGCCACAUGACUCAGAAGAAGAGUCGACUAAGGAGGCGCACCUCCCAGCUCAAGAUUAACAUUCCAGACUUGACUGACGUCAACUCCAUAGACAAGUGGUCACGGAUGAUCUUCCCAACUGUCUUUUCCUUUUUCAACAUUGUUUACUGGCUUUAUUACGUCAAUUAGGACACCAAACUUAAAAAAAAAGAAAAAAUGUUGCUUAAUUAUUUUUUGUAUUUUAUUUGUGCGUUAUUUUUGUGUCUCGUAACGGAUUGACAAAUAACACCUAGGACGGCAGUCAUCAUAUCUUUUAAUGCC